CUGUCUCUAAACUCUAUCGUUUGUAUGGGAAAACAACCAACCAAGCUAAUCCAUGAACUCCUUCCAACGUGUUGGAUAUAUUUUUAGCUGUAUAUAUAUGGAACAUGUUGCUCAAUAUUGAAUAUGAACUUUUUGAAGCAAUAAUAACCAUAUGCUUCUUCUUCUUCUUCUUCUUCAUAUUUUUCCCAAGAUUUAAUAGGUGCCAUACGUCCAUGGGUGAAGGUAGUGGAAAACAAAUGGCUUUGCAGGGUGCAUGCUCGAUCAGACAAAAUAAUAACUACGCUAAAAGAAAAGAGAGUUGGGCGAUCAUGGAAGGAGAUGAUGACCAUGAUCAUGAUGAUUUGUCCGACACCACUUCGUCGACAUCGAAUCGAUCGACGUAUUCAUCAGACGUGGUGGAUGAUGCAUCUUCGUCUGCAUCGUCUUCAUGUUCUUCAUCCUUGCGUUCUGGGGGAUCUCUGUACGACUUGUCAGAUCUCACGGCACAGUUACCCAUCAAGAGAGGGCUUUCCAUGUAUUUUCAAGGCAAGAGUCAGUCUUUCACAUCUUUAUCAAAAGUGAAUAGCAUUGAAGAUCUUGCAAAGAAAGAGACUCCAUAUCAGAGAUCAAAAGCACUAAAAUCAUGCAAGAGCUACGGUGGUGGCUUAGGUAACCAAAGAUCUUACAGUCUUAUUCCCAAGCCCACCAUAUCUAAGGUCAAGAAGUCUUCGAGAGGUCCUUCCUCAUCUGCAUCUUUUACAAGUAGAAGAGGCACCUCUUUAGGUUUUAUUAACAAUAAUGUACUUCCUCGCUGAGUUACGAAGAAAAUUUAACGUACGUAUACACUACAUAUACAUUUAAUACGAUGAGGGUCUUUCCGUACAGGUCGUGUGCUUACACAUAUCAUGGUUGAGUUUAUGUAUAAAUAGCUAAACUUGUACCGUGUACUAACCCACUACUGUAUAAAACAUAUUGCGCUAACACCAAUUCAAUAGUUCGAUCGGGAUACAGAGAUAUCUUGUUUUACAUUCAUUUUAAUCUUAAUUAUAGCCUCACUUAUCCUUACGUACGUAUAUAUAGUUCGGUGCCUAUAACUUGUAGAAAAACUAAUAUCAAAACUAUUCAAAAGUUAAUCUCGCUCUCCAAAUUUAUAAUAUUCAUACACUAAUAUAUGUAUUUUUUUAAGAUGAAAAUAAAAUUAUAACUUGAAACCUGUAGAGCAACCCGAGUUUACAACAUCGAAAAAAGCACUCUAGAACUCCCUCAAACCAUCAAGCCGACCAGGAAUGUCCAAGAUCAGCUAGAGCAUCAACAACAAAAUUUGCUUUCCUGAAAAUAUGUCAGAAGCUAAUAACAUUCAUACACUGAUAUACGUACACUAGGCCAAAAAAGCCUUCAAACAACAUUUGUAAACAGUUGACUGAUGAGAAUCU
Argentina anserina (silverweed cinquefoil) is the source of this 1412-nucleotide messenger RNA. RefSeq names its product protein OXIDATIVE STRESS 3-like. The transcript is spliced from 2 exons. Lineage: Eukaryota; Viridiplantae; Streptophyta; Magnoliopsida; Rosales; Rosaceae. The record is from RefSeq and is a predicted model, not a curated record. The coding region runs from base 105 to 794 and encodes 229 amino acids.